ACUCUUCCGCCGCGCCGUGGCCCUCCUGCUGGCUUGGGAUGCUGCAGCUCGCGGUGGGUCGCGGCGUUUCGGUCCCUGCUAGACUCUUGUCUGCUUCCACAAUGCCUAAGAAAGCCGGUGCGACGAGCAAGGGUAAAAACCAAACCAAGGAACCAGAGACACCACUUCCUCCUGCAGGGCCUGUGGCCACUGAUCCUAAAGGUUGUAUCACCAUCGCUAUCCAUGCCAAACCCGGCUCCAAACAAAAUGCUGUGACAGAUCUGACCACCGAGGCCGUCGGUGUGGCAAUCGCGGCACCUCCAUCAGAGGGAGAAGCAAAUGCGGAGCUCUGUCGGUAUCUCUCCAAGGUCUUGGAGCUCAGGAAGAGUGAUGUGGUUCUGGACAAGGGUGGUAAAUCUCGGGAAAAGGUGGUGAAGCUCUUGGCCUCGACGACUCCAGAAGAGGUCUUGGAGAAACUGAAGAAGGAAGCUGAAAAAAAAUAAAGGCAGGAAAUGAUAAGUACGUCCUGGAGGAGUUUCAAUAGCAACACAGAGGUGGCUAAGUAGGAAAAUAUAUAUGUAUCCACACUUAGGGAAUGAAAUACAUAUAUAAAAAUGAGAUUAAAGGUAGUAGAGCCCGGUGGUGGUGGUGCACACCUUUAAUCCCAGCACUCAGGAGGCAGAGCCAGGUGGAUCUCUGAGUUCGAGGCCAGCCUGGGCUACAGAACGAGAUCCAGA
Messenger RNA from Peromyscus eremicus (cactus mouse), 716 nucleotides. RefSeq names its product chromosome 1 C15orf40 homolog (gene C1H15orf40). Lineage: Eukaryota; Metazoa; Chordata; Mammalia; Rodentia; Cricetidae. Gene Ontology annotation, cellular component: cytoplasm. The record is from RefSeq and is a predicted model, not a curated record. The coding region runs from base 39 to 482 and encodes 147 amino acids. The transcript is spliced from 4 exons.